AUGGAGGAAGAUCGACCUUGGGUCCCUUCUAGUGACAACGCAGGUAGCGGUGCCGGCCGUGCUAGUCCGUUGAACGACAGCUUCAAGGAUGAUAUCCAGGCUAUCGGCCGCGCUGUAGAGCGCUUGAGGGAUGGUUUCGCAGGGACCGACAGCAGCUCCCCCGCGCCGGCACCCGGCCACGACUCCGCGCAGUGGGACGGCGGGCUGUCGUCGUCGAUGCUCGCGUCUGGGCCGGGCGAUGAAAGCGGUCGCCCAUCCUCCGGGGAUGGGGUUGGUGGUCAGCCGACGUUGGGCAACAACAGCAGACCUCUUGUGAGGGAGUUGCUGCCGGCGAGGGCCGGCGUGAGCGGAAUCUUUGCCGAGGGGGAUACCUCCGUGUUGGAACGGACAAGGUACUCGGACGGGCGGUUAUCCUUACGCGAGCUCCGGUCGGCGGACAAAAGUCGCACUCACUACUCGGAUGAGCGUGCGAGGCCAAGACCAGACGACGCCGGCGAUCAAAGUACUACAGCAGUAGCGGCGGCGGCAGAAGGCGGGGGGGAAAUGGCAGGCACGGGGACACAAGUCUCCGAUCAGGAGGGGCUGUUCAACAAGGGGGGCAGUAGCGGGAGCACGCACAGCGGUAGCACAAGCCGGAGACGAGCAAACGAUGUUGGUGGACCAAGUAGCCCGGGUGGAGCGCAACGAGAACAGUCAUUAGUAACCCCGGUUCUGACGCCUGACGUGGGAGAGAAGGAUGACGGGCGGGGGCCAGGAGCCCGGGGGGAGACGCAAGCGGUGGGUCUGCUGCGGUUGCGGGGCGAUAGGGAACCGUCCUUGCCGACAGCAGUCAGCCGAACCGCUUCCGCGGAGCCUUUGCUGUUGCUGUCGCCCCUGAUACGUUCCUCGACGUCGGCCUCGGUUUUAGGCAGCGGAGACGGGGCGUGGGAAAGCUUUCGACGAGAACACUCGGCGAGUGGCGACAACAGCAGCAGCAGCGGUGAUGCUGGGACGGCGGUGGCAGGGACGGAGGACGGGAUGCCGGCGGCGGCGGCGGCGGCGGCGGCGGCGGAGUCCGGCCCUUUGUUCGAGCUGCGGGAUGCACUGAGGUCGAGGGAGGAAGACCUCCUCCGGCUCAAGCGGGACGUUUCCGUCGUCGCCACAAGCGCAAGGGGUUUCCGGCACCUUUCCGCGUCUCUGGGGAGCGGCAACGUAGAAAGGAGCUCGUCGUUUUCGUUCCAACGUAGCCGCGGCCACGGCAAGGAUGCAAGCGGCGCGAACACAGACGACAGCGACUUGCCAUCGGGUAAUGGGAGCGCUUUUCGUGGUGGGGGUUCCGACGGAAGCCGUGCGGGCGGUGCCGGCGUUGACAAGAUCAACGAGGAGGCGUUUCGGCCCCACCAUGGCGGGGCUGUCGGCGGCGUGUUGCUGCGGCGGCAACCCGCGGAUUCCGCUCUCCCCGGAACCGCGUUAUCCUUCCGUACCGCCGCCACCCCGGGACGACCAUCGGACAACGAGCUUGCCAGCUCGCGACGAUUGAUGCCUCCGCCGCCGCGGCAGCAAGGUUCGACCGCCACUGUCUCGAAAGGCAACGCGAUUAUCGCCGCGAGCGGGUCGCCGUUGGUGGCCUCUGCUCACGAGGGGCUGCAGCGGAUGAGGGCGGUGCUGGAACAACGUGCCCUAGAGGUGGGACGUGCUCACGACGACUCAAAAGAGAUGGCCAACAGCCUGAACGAUGUGUCCGCAAGGUUACGUCGCUCCGAGCGCAAGCGCAACGCUCAGGCAGCCGAGCUGGCCAAAGCGAGGGCCGAGGCAGACGCUGCAAAGGCCGAACUCUCGCGGCACCGCGGCAGAGAAGCAGCGGCUGCAUCGGCGGCAGCACAGCGGGAGAAGAGCAAAGACGCCACGGCGGCGAGAGAAAGAGCUGCUGCCGCCGCCGCCGCCGAUGGCUCGCUCGCCGAAACGGCACAGCGACUGCGAGAGCACGAGGCCGAGGUGUCCCGGCUGAGGGACCGGCUUGAGACCGCCACUGGAGAGCUAUUGGAGGAGCAGGGCAGCAAUGCGUCCUUGCGAGCACGGCUGGAGGCGUCCGAUAAGGAAACCCGGCGUGCGCGGGAGAGAGCCGCGGCAGCGGAGGAGGAGGCCGGUGCCGCCACGGCCGCUCAAACCUCUCAAGCGGCGCAAGCGGCUCAAGCGGCGCAAGCGGCAGCGGAGCGUGCGCAGAGGGAGGCGGAAGCCUCGGCGGAGCUGAGAGCGGCAGAGGAGGAGAGCCGUCGGCAGGCGGCGGCGGCGCGGGAGAGCCUGGAGGCCGAGAGGGAGAGCGCGGCACGCGUGGCCCUCGAGCUAGAGGCCACUGUUCGCGAGCGUACCCAAGCGGUGGAAAAGCUGGCGGAAGCGGAGGCCGAGGCCGGAAGGUUGCACUCGGUACGGCGCGAACGCGACUCGUCGGUAGCAGAGGUCGCAAACCUCACCGCAGCGCUGGUGCUGGCGCGCGAGGGGCAAGAGGCGGAGCGCGGCCGGUUCGACAGGGAAUCCAAGAGGGCGGCGGCUCUAGGGGAAGAGCUGGUUGCAAGCGAGGCCCGUCGGAAGGUCCAGGAGGAGGAGAUAUCGCUCGUGCGGAAGCAGGUGUCCCGGCUGGACGCCAAGAUCGAGGGAGACAUGAGUCGGGUCAAAGCCAACUCGGACGCCACCGCUAGGGCGACCGCCGCGGGGGCCGAACGAGAGGCCAACUCCCUCCGCGCCAGCCUUCGCGAAGCCAAGGCAGAGCUUGCCGCGGCGAGGGAAGGGGCGCGACAAGCGGCCGAAAACGCCGACGCCUCGCUCAAGGCCGAACUUGCCGCGGCGAGGGAAGCGGAAGCGGAGCUGGCGGCGUCGGAGGCGAGGGCGAAGGCUCAGGCCGAGAGGGCGGCUCGAGCCGCGCAGCUGGACAAGGACACCCUCAAGCGGGGCCUUGUGGCGUCGCAGACGGCCUGCGCCGAGCUCCGCGCGGAGCGGUCGAGGCUGCUGUCCGAGCUCGAGCACGCGGCGACAUCAGCGGCGACGGCGGCUGCAGCGGCGGCGGCGUCGGUGGGUUCCACGUCUUCCUUCUCGAGCCCUACCGGCGGCGGCGAUGGUGAUGAUGGCGGGGCGGCGGCGGCAUCGGCGUUCGUGAGAGCGAGGAAGGACCUCGAGGGGCGGCUAGCCCUGGCCGUGGCAGAGGCGGCGGAAUCGCGCGCGGAGGCCCAGCGGCUUAAGCGCAAGCUUCAGGCUGUCAGCGAUCGCGAAGACGGGGGGACGCCGGCUGGGUUGGGAGUAGGCUUUAGCGCAAGAACGAAGAGGCGAAACGGCGGCGGCGGGACGAGGGGUAAGGACGAUGACUACUUGUUUGGUCUCGAUGGGGAUCGACCGCACCGUGAAGGCCUGCAGGAAGCUCUGCGAGAGUCGUGCGGCGUGAUGGAAAGGAUAGCGAGCGCCUUGUCCGCGGCAGCGGCCGAUCGCAGGACGAGUCGUCGUCCUGGCUCUGACGGCGGCAGCGAGCUUGACGACCCGCGGUGGGCCUUCGGUAGGCGAAGGAGGGGGGGCGACGCUAACGAACAGCGCAGUUCGCUUGCGGCGGCUCCGGGCUCCGGGCGAAGACGCAGCAACAGGCGAAGGAGAGCAUUCUCGGUGGACAGUAACCGAAGCGGGGUUGGAGACGCCGAUCUCCGACAAGACGGCUUCGGAGAUUGUGCGGAGAGUGGAGGAGAAGGCCAUGAUUUGCGGCGUGUUGUGUCUCGGGCAGAGGUCCGUGAGGUCGCGGAACGUCUUCGUUUCGAGGCGGCCAGGCUCCUGGGUGUGCGGAAAGAGGAGCGGAAGGCGGCGGGGGAUACGGUGGCAAGCCUGCGGCGGGACCUCCGUGACUCGGAGAGUCGCGAGGCCGAGGUGACCGCCAGGCUCGAAGAGAGCAGGGAGUUGAGCCGAGAACAGACGGGGUUCGUGGAAGGCGUGUGGAAGGAGCGGCAUCGUCUAGAGGCCGAGCUCACUGCCCGCUGCGAGGAGGCGGAGCGUCUCCGGGCCAGCGAGGACGCCGCGCGCACUGCGGCGACGGUGCUAGAUGGGAAGGUGGCGGAUCUGUCGGCGGCGCUAAGGCAGGAGCAGGCGCGGGCAAAGCGAGAGGCCGAGGCUGCGGUGGCCGCGGAAGCGAGAGACGCCAUGGAAGCUCUACGGCAACAGCUGGACGAUCUCCGGAAGGAGGGCGAGUUCCAGAGGCUGCGCGCCAAGUACGAGAAGGCUAAGGGCCGCAUCGUUGCGCUGGAGGAGCUGGUGGCGGCUUCUCGACGCGUUAGCGCCCAGGCCCGAAGGGAGUUUAAGGGGGCUCUCGAGGCGCUCAAGUUGUCCCAGGAACUCCUCCUCAGGAUUCACAGGCAACGCCAGAACAACGCCGUUGCGGACCCCACCGACACCGCCACGCCCACAACUCACCCCGCUGCGGCACCGGCUCCGAAGCAUCACCACCAACCGGACGCCGCGACGCGAGAAAGCCACCCGGGAGCUCCCGACGAAACCCCCAGUGCUGCUCCGGCCGACUUGGCAGCAACGGCCGGAGAGCGACCGACAUCGGCGGCGACGUCUUCGCUGUCGACGGACGCGCACGUCCACGAGCUGGCGGCCCAGGCGUCCAAGCUCCGCGGCAUGAGCGGCAACGUGAAGCGGUUGCUGCAGCUGGCCGCGGGCGAGGUCCAGGGGGCGCUCGAGGACACCAGGGAUUCUCUCGGGGUGGCCGGCGCGGCCGCAGCAACGGUCGGGACGCAGACGGCGGAAGGGCUUGAUGGUCCCACGCGCGGAGAGGUAGAGUGCCUCGAGCAGCAGGUUGUCAGAAUGAAGGCGGAGGGGCAAGCGCGGGAGGCGGAGAAGUUGCGGCUGAGCGGCGAGCUCAGCGCAGCCGUUGGGGAGCUCACCAAGAUCCAGGGACUUCUAGAGGACAAGAUGUCUGAGGCUGUGGUGCUCGAAGCGCACGUCGCCCGCUUGGAGACUGAACGCAACGAGGCGCGCGAAGCCGCGUCGGCCGCGGCCAACGAUGGGCUGGCCGAGGCGGAAGCGUCGCUCUCCGACACGCAGGCUCGCCUGGAAGCCGCCCUGGCCACGCAGCGAGAGCUUCGCAGCCGGUGUGCCGAGCUCUCCCUAGCAUCGGGAGCCUUCGCCUCCGAGGUUGCCAAGCAGAAGGAAGAGCGCGCCAGGUCGCAGGAACGGGCUCGCCUAGCGACGGCGGAGCUCCGCGACCUGAGCGCCAAGUUUUCUCGGGCUUCGAAGACGGCCGCCGCCGAUGCCGCCGCCGAGCGGGAUCGCCUCGAGAGAGAGCUGGUGGCCACGAGGGCCGAGGCGCGGGACAUCGAUACCGACGUCGCGCAGGUGUUGGACGCCCUGGCGUCGUCGGAGAAGGAGAGGAGGCGUCUGGAGGCCGAGCUUCACCGGCAGACAAAGGCUGCGCGUGUUCAGCGGCAGCAGGGCGAGAGAGAGGCGCUCGAGGUGGAGUCGGGACGGAAGGAGAGGGAGACGGAACGGCGGGAGAAGGUGGAGAGGGAGUGCAAGGUCCUGGAGGCUAGGACGGGAGACUUGGAAGCGGCGCUAGCGGCGGAGUUGAAGAAGGCCGCGGAGACGGGGGCGGUGCACGAGCGAGAGGUCGCCGGGCUGCGCGAAGAAGCCACGCGCCUUCGAGAAUCGCUCCAGGCGGAGAUGGAGCGGGAACGCGGGAAGUGGCAGGCGGAGCAGAAGGCCAUGCGGGAGGAGAUUAUGCUGGCGAGGGAAGACGACAAGGCGUCGUGGAUAGCCAAGGCAACCGAGCAGGGCUACGAGAAGGGAAAGGCGGAGGAACAUCACCGAACAGCCCGCUCCCGCGAGCGGGAACAGCGAGAUCUCGCAGCGCUCCGGAAGGAGUUGUCCGAGAGCACGGCGGCGUUUCGGACGGAGGCGUCCCUGCGCGCCCGGGCGGCCGAGGAGUUGUCCUCGCUGAGGGUCAAGGUCGCGCAGCUCGAGGCUGCUCUCGAGAAAGCGACCGGCGCCGACCGCAGCUCGAUGUCACACUUGAAAGCCGAGAUGCGGUCGGUCAUCACCAGCCUCGACCAGGACAAGGGGGGCGACGUGGAGAUCAGGCCGGGGGGGGGGGUUGCACGGCGAGCGACCGUCCACUACGAAAGCGCCAGGAGGCACCCGGCGGAGACGAGGAUGGGCACAGCUACACCGUCACCCCGCCCGGCGGCGUAUUCCCAACCCCAAUAG
Messenger RNA from Ectocarpus siliculosus, 6213 nucleotides. The record is from the annotation of a GenBank genome assembly. Lineage: Eukaryota; Phaeophyceae; Ectocarpales; Ectocarpaceae.